CAGCCACAAUGAGAGGAAAGUGACAUGUAAACACCCAGUAACAGGACUGCCCUCCCAGGACAACUGCAUCUUCGUGGUCAACGAUCAGACUCCCUCUACCAUGACCUCUCAGGAAACAAAGGACCGAGCUGUCAGCGUAACCAGUGACAAUUCUAAUUGCAACGCUCCAACCACUUCAGGCAACCCCGCCAGCCCCAUUAGCCGGUCCUCUAGAUCUGCUGGAAAAGUCCACAAUUUUGGGAAACGUUCAAAUUCUAUAAAGAGGAAACCCCAAUGCCCCGGUGAUUAUGCGUGGCUGGCUUUACAAGAAGGCAAAUUCUGGGAUGAAAUUGUGGAAGAAGCGCUGGUUUGUUCUGUCAGACUUGUGUCUGUUUUAUUAUCGAGAUGAGAAGGAAGAGGGUGUCCUGGGGAGUAUUCUGCUUCCAAGUUUCCAGAUAUCUAUGGUUAUCCCAGAGGACCAUAUAAACCGCUCAUAUGCCUUCAAGGCGACACACUCCAACAUGCGAACGUAUUACUUCUGCUCUGACACCAGCAAGGAGAUGGAGCUGUGGAUGAGGGCGAUGAUUGGGGCGUCACUUGUACACUCAGAGCCCAUCAAACGGGAGAAUGUAGCAAAACAAGAGCACGUGGCCACCCAGGAAAUAAACCACGUGGCCAAUCACAGGCUGUUAAUUCGGCCCGAAGCCAAUAAUAACCAGCGAAAUAAAGAAAUUACUUGCAAAGUGGAGGAGAAAGCUGCUUGGGAGGCAGAGAAAUAUGGCUUUCAGAAAGAAGGACAAGAUCGGCCUCUAACUAAAAUCAACAGCGUGAAACUGCAGUCCUGUAUUUCUGACUAUGACAUUCUGGCAACAAACAUAGGGCACUACAAGAGUGUUCACAUAAAUGGACCUGACAACAGAGUCCUAGAUUGUCAAGGCCAUGUCACUGAGACUGAUUCCCACCUGAACCACAGACCAUACUUGCCUCAUGGGGAGCCCAAUAAAAUAAUCCAGAGGACCAACUCCAUGCAACAGUUGGAACAAUGGAUCCGGACCCAGAGAGAGAAAGGCCCCGAGGAUGACACCAGGAGUCUUGUCAUAUCAGACGUUGCCCAGAAAUAUGCCGAGUUAUCGGGCUCAGGUUGUUCCACGCUAUCCGGAAGGCUAUAAGACAUUGCCACGCAAUCUGAAGACACGGCCAGAAAGUGUGUGUAGCACAGCUGGGAUGGGAUAUGACCGAACGAUGGUUCCUGUAAGCGCCACAACUGAUGAGAAGAGGAGGUCUAUACGUGAUGAUACAAUGUGGCAACUGUAUGAAUGGCAGCAAAGACAAUUUUAUAAUAAGCAGACAACUCUACGGAGGCACUCUUCUCUGACCAGCCCAAAAACCAUGGUUCAUAUAUCCGACCAGACCCUGCACUCCAUUCCCAUGUCCCCGUCGCAUGGCUCUAUCUCUGGUUAUCACACGUAUUCUCCACACCGGGCCUACAGGUCAGAAGUAUCUUCACCAGUUCAGCGUGGAGACCUGACAAUAGACCGCAGACCCAAAGCUCAGACCAGCAAGCUGGGCCUCGUUCCUGACAGAAGGUCAGUGCCAGCGGGAUUGGCUCUUCAACCCGUAACACCGCAGGGUCUGCAAGGCAAAACUCCAGAGGAGCUGACACUCUUGCUCAUCAAACUACGAAGGCAACAGGCAGAGCUGAGCAGUAUCCGGGAACACACACUGACACAGUUGCUGCACCUAAAGCAGGCGUGUAGCCCUCAGAACGAGAUUCUCUCACAUCAUCUUCAAAGGAACCUCAUCUACGUGGAUCACCAGAUGAAAGACAAUGACCCGUUAAUCAGCAUGGUUCCACCAUGAUUGAGAACUCUGCGCUUAGACCACAACUGUACCAGCAAAUGACUCAGGACGAGUGCCGGCCUUCAGCUUAUAAACACCGCUCCGAGGAGGCCGAUGUGGAUGCCAAGCUGAGCCGACUAUGUGAGCAGGACAAAGUGGUCCAGGCUCUGGAACAGAAACUGCAGCAGUUACAUAAAGAGAAGUAUACCCUGGAACAAGCUCUGCUGUCCGCCAGCCAGGAGAUAGAGAUGAACGCCGAUAAUCCAACAGCUGUUCAGAAUGUGGUGAUACAGAGAGACGAGCUUCAGAAUGGGCUGCUCAGCACAUGUCGAGAAGUGUCUCGGGCCACCACGGAGCUGGAACGAGCUUGGAGAGAUUACGACAAGUUAGAGCGUGAAGUCACCACUGCAAGAAACCAGCUGAGAGAACGCUUGGAACGUCUCGGGGAGGUCCAGACAGAGACGGCUGGCAUACAGAGGGCACAGAUGCAGAAAGAGAUCUGGAGGAUCCAAGAUGUGAUGGAGGGAUUGAGCAAACAUAAGCAGCAGAGAUCAGCAGAUGCUUCUGACUCAAACUUAUUUUCUUCAGGGAAGAGUACCAGUGAGGAAGAGGAGCUUGUCCCACCGCGUCCUCCGCUCCCUCGGUCCUAUGACUUUACCGAUCCAGCUCCUAUUCUUCCCCCUAUACCCAGUGAUAGCAGCUCGUCCUUGCUGUGUUACAGCCGGGGCCCAGUUCACCUCCCUGAUGACAAGACCUCUCAUCAUAUCCAGGUUAAUCAAAGAAAUGGAUCCUAUUGUGGACCGGAUUACAGACUGUACAAGAGUGAACCUGAGCUGACCACGGUGGCUGAAGUGGAUGAGUCAAAUGGUGAUGACAAGACGGACUUCACUCUGGACAUGGAAAAUACAACUAACAAAGGUUCACACUUUCCAAUCGGUGUUGUUCCUCCAAGAACAAAAUCUCCUCCACUUGAAUCCACUACAAUAGCAUCUUAUGUCACCUUACGAAAGACUAAGAAACCAGAGGCAAAAUCGGAGAGGCCACGUAGUGCCGUGGAACAUCUUUGUGUUAUGGAAACCCCCCGACCCCGGAUGACACUGGAGGAACAGCUGGAGAGGAUGCGCAGACAUCAGGCCGCUUGUUUGAAAGAAAAGAAAAAAGGGUUUGCCUUUCUAGGGUCCACUGAGCCCUCUCCUUCACAGAGUCCUGCCUUCUCCAGGGAAAACUCUAUAAAACUGACCCAGGUGCGGAGAAAAGAGGAGAACACAGUUAGUGAUCUUAAGGACAAACAGGAAGCUGAGCGAGAGGACAGCACACAAUCACUACAUCCAGAAAUCAUCAAAGCAGCAGCUGGAGCUGAAGAGCCUCCUGCGAUCAGUGAGAACGAGCAGCCUUCACGUUCCUCUACUGCUUCCUCUCCAUCUGACGCCAAAGAAGAAGUGACAGAAGAAGCAGCCAAUGCAGAUUCAGUACCUGAGCCCCAGGAACAAUGUUUACAGGUUGUGACAUCUGUCCUGACAUAUACAGAGAGUGAGGAGAAGCCAAGGGACCAGGAGCACAGUGGGAUUCUCUUUGCCUAUGAGUUUUCGGCUGACACCCUGAGAAGACAUACAGCCCUAGAGGCUGGGAACCUGACUCCCCUAUCAGAGCCAACACUACCGGUGACAGCAAAGCAGCCACAGCUGACCGAAGGAUCCCAUUUCAUGUGUGUUUAG
Messenger RNA from Staurois parvus, 3533 nucleotides. The record is from the annotation of a GenBank genome assembly. Lineage: Eukaryota; Metazoa; Chordata; Amphibia; Anura; Ranidae.